This is a messenger RNA of Notolabrus celidotus (New Zealand spotty), 4610 nucleotides long. RefSeq names its product Usher syndrome 1Ga (autosomal recessive) (gene ush1ga). Gene Ontology annotation, molecular function: protein binding. The record is from RefSeq and is a predicted model, not a curated record. Lineage: Eukaryota; Metazoa; Chordata; Actinopteri; Labriformes; Labridae. The coding region runs from base 254 to 1672 and encodes 472 amino acids. Gene Ontology annotation, biological process: sensory perception of sound; sensory perception of light stimulus; equilibrioception. The transcript is spliced from 4 exons.
GGGGGGAUUAGUGGUUUUGGACUGCUUUGGAGCACCUCGGCCACCGGGAGCACUGUUGCCCACACGGUGCGCAUCCUGGCGUCCCUGGAUACCACCGACGCGCACUGCCUGUUCCCCCACCGAUGAUCAGGGGCGACUGUUUGUUGGACAUAUUGGCUCUACAGCCAGUUUGCUCCCGCUAUGUCGACGAUGAUGGCCGUGUUUAUGGUAAUGAAACGGCAUGGAGUAGAGCAGGGUGGAUUCAUUGAGCACCAUGAAUGACAGGUACCACAAGGCGGCACGGGACGGCUACCUGGACCUGCUGAAGGAGGCGACGCGGAAGGAUCUGAACGCACCUGAUGAAGAUGGCAUGACACCGACGUUAUGGGGCGCUUAUCACGGCAACCUGGAGGCUCUGCGGCUGAUCGUGGCGAGGGGAGGAGACCCUGACAAGUGUGACAUAUGGGGGAACACACCACUCCACCUGGCAGCUGCCAAUGGUCACCACAACUGCCUUUUCUUCCUUGUGUCUUUCGGUGCCAACAUAUGGUGCCUGGACAACGACUACCACACACCUUUGGACAUGGCUGCCACAAAGAACCACAUGGAUUGCGUCCGCUACCUGGAUUCUGUUGCCGUCAAGCAGACAGGCCUCAAUACCAAGCUGGUCAGCAAACUGAAGGACCGGGCAUUUCGCGAGGCUGAGCGGCGAAUCAAAGAGUGCGUGAAGAUGCAGAAGAAACACCACAAACGAAUGGAGCGGAAGUUUCAUAAGGACACUUCUGAAGCUUCUGCGUCAGACGCCAUGAGCUUUUCCAGUUACACCAGCAGCUCUAUGAGCCACAAGCUGCGCAACUUUAAUGCUGCCACCGUCAGUGUGCCAUAUUCCCAGGCUACUCUCCAUGCCACAAACCGAGGGAAGACAAAGAUUCAGAAGAAGCUGGAAAAAAGGAAACAAGGAGAUGGGACUUUUAAAAUCUACGAGGAUGGGAGGAAGAGUGUGCGCUCCCUCUCCGGACUUCAGCUGAGCAACGACGUCAUGUUCCUCAAACAGGGGACUUAUGUCAACCCGAAGGACCGUGGCCGCCGCAACGUUCGCGACAUGUUCCCCAGAGACAAUUAUGAUGCCAUAUCACGUGCCAUGAGUGAGCCUGACCUUCAUGGGCCUGACGUGGACUACUCUGAGAUCAGCACUGACUCAGGUCAUGAUUCACUUUUCAACCGCCCCGGUUUGGGCACCAUGGUUUUCAGGAGGAACUAUGUGAGUGGAGGGAUGUUUGACCUCGGCAGUCGGGAUGAAGCCGCAGAAAACCGCUCUGGCAAUAACGUGCGAUUGCGCAGUCGGUUGCAGCCGUACCCAAAUCUCGAUGAAGACAGCAUUGGAAGUGCACGUAGCCUGCAGGAGAGGAAUAUGGAGGAGCUGCCGUGGGAAGAUAUCGAAUUAGGGCUGGACGAUGAUGAUGAGGCUGACACUAGCCCUUUGGAGGUCUUCCUUGCUGCACAGAGCAUGAAUGAGUUUUACUCUAUCUUCAAGAGAGAGAAGAUCGACCUGGAAGCACUGCUGCUGUGCUCUGAUCAUGACCUAAAGAGCAUCCACAUCCCCUUAGGACCACGAAAAAAGAUCUUAGAUGCGUGUAAAACACGACUUGAGACCAUAGAGGACCCAGACAGUAUAGAGGACACUGAGCUGUGAGUGAUAGUUGUUGCAGACAGUCCUCCUGCUGUGUGCUCACCCAGCCUUUAAGGUCAGUGCAUCAUUGUGGAGUGAAUGUCACGUACGGACAGAAAGGACACGAUGAUUUACCUCUCCUGGUACCUCAGUGGUAACAAAGCAGAAAGGAGAAUGUCAGGAUGAGUAUGUAGAGCAAGAAGCAAUGAGCGUGACAUGAAUUCUUAACAGGAUUCUUUUAAAGUGUCCUGUAGGCCUCAUGAGGAUCACUACAGAUAGCUCUGUACACUGGUUUGUUGGAGUUCCCUGCACUGCAUGGUUUAACAAACUGAGAGACAAUCAGUGCAGUCGUGUGUGAUGUCAUUGUAUGCCAUGUGGCAUAGUUAACAGAGACGUAAGUGUAGGGUCUGUGUCCCCUAAAUGUGUUUGCCCCUGUGGGGUACAUCCUAUGACUUCAUGUGCCUGCAUUACAUGUGCCUGUACAUUUGCUUAAGUGUCCUUUGUCAUAAAAACCUUUGACAGUAACCUCAUCCUGACUUUAAUAUUAAAGUGUUUAAGUUACAGCAUUUGAGUAACAGUGUCAUCCAGAGCCACUUAAAUAUGUCCUUGCUCAUAUUGCAUGUUUGUUAAUGUUUACAUUCUGCAAGCCAUGUCAGUUUUUCAUUGAGAUUACUGUAGUGAGGUUAACUAUGUUGAAACACAGUAUCUUUAUUCGAUUUUGUAUUGCACACACUAACACUUUUGUGUAUUUGUCCUUACAACAGGAAAUGCAGUAGGGAAGCAUGGUAUGAGUUUUUUUAAGCCGCUUACCAAUGACCAAUAGGACCCUGCUCCUGAUGGCCGAGACUGAUGAGUUCUAAUUUUUAUUUUUUUAUUUUAAUAUAUAGAUAAAUGUUAUGUUUAGUUUAUGUAAACCUGAGGGAAAGAAAGACUAAAAUUCAGUAAAUAUAUACUACCAGUCAAAAGUUUGGAAACACCUUCUCAUUCAAGGUUUAUUUUUAUUUUAAUUAUUUGAAACACUGUAGAUUAAUACCAAAGACAUCACGGCUAUGAAAGAGCAUAUAUGGAAUUAUUUAAUUAACAACAAAUUGUCAAACAAACCAGAAUAUGUUUUAUAUUUUAGAUUCUGUAAUGUAGCCCCCUUUUUUUUCAUGAAAGCUUUGCACACUCUUGGUAUUCUCUCAGUCUGCUUCAUGAAGUAGUCUCCUGGAAUGGUUUCUAAUUAACAUGAGCCUUGUCAAGAGUUCAUUUGUAGAAUGACUUUCCUUCUUAAUGUGUUUGAGACCAUCAAUUGUGUUUUUCAGAAGUAGGGUAAGUACACAAUGAUCACCCUAUUUGACUACUGUUGUAAUCCAUAUUAUGGCAAAACCAGAUUAUUUCAUAGUUUUGAUGUCUUCAGUAUUAAUCUACUAUGUCGAAAAUAAUUAAAAUAAAUAAAAAAACAUUGAAUGAGAAGGUGUGUCCACACUUUUGACUGGUAGUGUAUGUACACUAAUAUUCUUUACUAACUAAUUCUUGCUCAAAUCACUUGUUAACACUUGAAAAAUUACACUUUUCAAUCUUUAUCAAUCAAUCUUUAUUUAUAUAGCGCCAAAUCACAACAAACGUUAUCUCAAGACGCUUUACAAACAGAGCAGGUCUAGCAAGAUAACAUCCAGUCCCAUUUUACAGACAGGACUCAUCUGCCUUGACCGAGUAGGGGUGGGAAAGAGGAAUAAAGGAGAUGAAGAGACAGAGAGAGAGAGAGAGAGAGAGAGAGAUAUGAUAGUGGUGAGACGCACAGUAGUAGUGGUAGCUGCGGAAGUCUGGAACGUCCACAGCAGCAGGCCGUCUGUGACAACGACUCAGAGGAACCUAUGAGACAAUGGAGCUCAGGCACUCCAGAAAGGUCUAUGGUUAGUAACUUUAAUGGGACAGGGAGGGUUAAAGUAAGUGAUAGGCAGAGAAAGCGGAGAGAAAAGAUCCCAGUGUGUCAGUUCCCCUGGCAGUCUGCCCAUAGCAGCAUAACUUGAGCUGGCCACUUUUAACUCUUCAACUGACUUUUCUCUGUUUCUUUGAACUGGAGCACUCCUGUGCAUACACUAAUAUAUUUUUCAUGUUAAAGUCUUCAUCUAGCCACUGGGCCGUCAAGCUAAGCAGUGAGCAUCAUUGGAAUAACAUCAGAAGUCCAUAUAUCUGUGGUAAAACGUAUGUCACUGACACAGAGUCUAAGUCGUGUAGAGAUCACAUCAUAUCGGGCAGGUAGGGAAGCGUCUUCAAAGCAGUUGUUGCUUGGGAAACUAUACUGAGGUUCCAACUAUGUCAUUAGCUUGGGAAACCCUUGUCUUCUACCUCAGGAAAAAUUGUGUCAUCAAGUGCUGCAAAUUCAGUGAUUGUGUCAUUGAUUGCUUUAUCUUUGGGUUGUCUCUGGUAAUCUUUCUGCGAUUCUUAAAUGUCAAUCAGCACAACAGACGUUUUUUGGUGCUAUUGCUAGCUGUGGCUACUAAUGCUUAAUAUUAUUCAUGACUUUUCAGGGGACUUAAAAAAUGUGUUAAAUCUUGAGCACUUCUUUCCUCCUCUCAAAAUACUUGUGGCACAGGUUCUGCAAGUUUACAAUUGAGUUAUUUUCCUCUAAAACACUAGGAAAACACCCACUAUUAUCUUGUUGGCUAUUUAUUGGCUGUACCUGUUCUUUUCUAUUUCAUGUAAUGGCAGAUUGCAUGCCAAUACAUCUAUGUCAGAAUGUGUAGGAAUGUUAAUCAGUAAGUAAAAGCACAUUUAGCUGUUAUUUUUAAUGGACCAAUAAUUUACCUGACUUUUACAGUAUGUAUCUUAAAUCCUCAGUGUAAACAUUUGUUUACAAGUCUUGACCUUAUGUUUCUUUGUAUCUUGAGUAGUUACUCACCAGGAGAGUACGCUUCUGUCACGUUUCUAACAUUGUAGGUGGAAUAAAUAAAAAUACUACUGUUUUUAAUGCUGUUAA